AUGAACAAGAUCUACCAACUGGCGGUGCCCAAGGGGCGCCGGAUCUGCUGCGAAGUGUGCGAAGCUCCAGCCGAGCGGGUGUGCCCGGCCUGCACAGUCACUUAUUACUGUGAUGUGGUUCACCAGAAAACUGACUGGAACAGCAUCCACGAGAAGAUCUGUCAGCUGCUGAUUCCGCUGCGCACCACCAUGCCCUUCUACAAUUCAGAGGAGGAGCGGCAGCAUGGGCUCCAGCAGCUGCAGAAGAGACAGAAGCACUUGAUUGAAUUCUGCUACACUGUAGCCCAGAAAUAUAUCUUUGAAGAAAGGUAUAAAGAGGCUGUCCCAGCAGCUUUGCAUUCUCUUCGCUUCCGCAUGAAUGUGUACGGCCUGAGUUCAGUAGAGCUUGUGCCUGCCUACCUGCUGUUGGCAGAGGCUAGCAUUGGUCUAGACCAGAUCAUCCAGGCUGAGGAAUAUCUAUCCCAAGCCCAGUGGACAGUCCUCAAAUCAACUGAUUGUUCUUAUGCCACCCAUUCUUUACUGCAUCGGAACCUGGGACUUCUCUUUAUAGCUAAGGAAAACUACGAUGAAGCCCGUUAUCAUCUGGCCAAUGAUAUUUAUUUUGCCAGUUGUGCAUUUGGAACAGAGGGCACCAGGACCUCAGGAGGCUACUUUCUCCUGGCGAAUAUCUUCCUUGACCUUUCAAAGUUGGACCUGGCAGACACACUGUACACCAAGGUCUGUGAUAUCUGGGAUAAAUAUUUGAACAAUCACUAUCAAGUCCUCUCAGAGGCCCGCGUCCAACAAAUAGAUUUACUGGGCAAACGAUUUGAGACUGACACUGGCUUAGAUGAAGCCCAGGAAGCAGAAGCCAUUCGGAUCCUGACUUCAAUCUUAACCAUUCGAGAGUCUACGCCUAUCAAAGUUCCCCUAAAAAUUGUCUUCGUUCUGAGAGUCCUGGCCAUGCUUUACUACCUGAUGAUGAAUUCUUCAAAGGCACAUGAAUAUGCCAUGAGAGCCUUCAAUAUAGUUCAAGAAAGUCAGCUCGGUGCCCAGGAACAAAACCUCAUUGAACUAUUGCUAAAUAUCAUCUCAACUGAAGUAACUUACCCCAUUCUUUAG
Messenger RNA from Pipistrellus nathusii (Nathusius's pipistrelle), 1101 nucleotides. The record is from the annotation of a GenBank genome assembly. NCBI's taxonomy places the organism in Eukaryota, Metazoa, Chordata, Mammalia, Chiroptera, Vespertilionidae.